This is a messenger RNA of Notothenia coriiceps (black rockcod), 4818 nucleotides long. Its product is annotated as zonadhesin-like. Bases 559 to 4818 code for a protein of 1419 amino acids. Lineage: Eukaryota; Metazoa; Chordata; Actinopteri; Perciformes; Nototheniidae. The transcript has 31 exons. The record is from RefSeq and is a predicted model, not a curated record. Gene Ontology annotation, molecular function: protein binding.
UGUCAAGAAGGAUAUUACUGCUCUCAUGGAAACACCUCUCCACAACCCCUGUCACGGGCUGCAGAAGAGGGAGGGCCAUGUCCUGCCGGUCAUUACUGCCCCCAAGCCGCCAUAAAUCCUCUGCCCUGUCCACGUGGAACAUUCUCUGAUCUCACCAAAUUAGCCUCCCAGGAGGAUUGCCAGCCAUGUCUCCCUGGUUACUAUUGCGAUGCUGCAGGGAUUUCGGUCCCUUCAGGGGAAUGCUGGGAAGGUUUCUUCUGUCUGGGGGGUGCAGAUCGCCCUGACCCUCCUCUGAUAGACAGCCGGGGAGGACCGUGCCCAAAAGGAUAUUACUGCUCUGAGGGCUCUGUGGCUCCUCAGCAGUGCCCGCUGGGAACCAUCAGUACGGAGGACAGCGGAGCCGGCUGUGGUGCCUGUCCCCAGGGUUUUUACUGUCCUGGCAAUAACGGCUCUCUGUCGAGGACUUAUGAGUGUCCAGUGGGUCAUUACUGCUUGUCCGGGACCUGGUCCAAACACCAGUACCCGUGUCCAGCUGGCUCCAUUAACCCCCACACUCGGAUGGCACAACCCCAGGACUGCUUGCCCUGCCCUCCAGGCUCCUUCUGUUUGUCUCCUGGGAAGAGUGUUGCAACAGGCCAAUGCGAAGCAGGGUACUACUGCCUCUCUGGGGCCUGGUCACCCACACCAGAGGAUGGAGAAACGACAGGGGACAGAUGUCCUGAAGGUCAUUACUGUCCCCAGGGCUCCUCAGCACCAGUGCCCUGUCCUAUAGGAAGCUACAGCAACACAACCAGAAACCGUUAUCUCUCCGACUGUCUGACUUGUCCUCCAGGUUUCCUGUGUGUCACCAGAGGGCUCUCUUUCCCUUCUCAUAUCUGUCCAGCGGGCUAUUACUGCCCAGGCAAAGUUAACAGCAGCCAGCAGGCCGCUAUACCCUGCUCACCUGGAAAUAUGUGCCCACCUGGAUCUGGUAGACAGGUGCCUUGCUUACCAGGAACCUACCAGGAUUUACCCGGUCAGGGAGAGUGUUUUCAAUGUCCGGCAGGAUUUUACUGUGCUGGAUCAGUGGAUAGUGGCACUGUGCAUGUUUCUGGCACUCACUCUCCCACGUUGUGCCCAAAAGGACACUAUUGCCCACCAGGAACACAGUCUGGUGUAGCAUUCCCAUGCCCAGCUGGUGCCUUCAGCAGGCAGAUGGGUUUGUCCAAUAAGUCGGGCUGUGCGCUCUGCCCUCCAGGGAGAUAUUGCAGUUCCUCUGGACUGGCUGCUCCCACUGGGGUCUGCUCUCCUGGUUACCUCUGUAUCCAUGGUUCUGUUUCUGCCCAGCCGGAGGAGGGCCCAACAGGAGGCCGCUGCUCUCCAGGGUCCUAUUGCCCCCAGGGUACCAGCUUGAUGGUUCCCUGCCCUGCAAGCUCCUUCAGCUCCGUAGACGGGGCAGUUUCUAUAGAAGUAUGUCAGCCCUGUUUGCCUGGCCAUUACUGCGCUGAGGUUGGCCUUUCCUCCCCAUCUGGGCUGUGCAAGCCAGGCUUUUACUGCAGGGAGGGAUCCAGAACAGCCACACCUUGGGGUAACUAUACAGUUACAGGAGAAACCACAACAACAUCCCCACAUUCUGGCAAUUCAACCAUGGGUCAGUUCCAUGGUGGUGUGUGUCCUGCAGGCCACUACUGUCCUAAAGGGAGUGCAAAGCCAAGCCCCUGUCCUCCAGGCACUUUCUUGGGAAGGUCUGCGGCUGAGUCUGAGGCCGACUGUGCAGCUUGUUACCCGGGGUCUUACUGCCCCUCAUGGGCUCAGACAUCUGCCGACCUCCUCUGUCCCCCGGGGUGGUUCUGCCCGCCAGGAUCAGUGUCCGGACAUCAGCCAGGCCAUCGCUGCCCACCUGGCCAUGAGUGUCCACUCGGUAGUGCUGAGCUGGACAUAUGUAGCCCUGGCACAUUUCAAUCUGUAUCUGGACAACACACUUGUAACAGCUGCCCACCAGGAUUCUACUGUAUGGAGGGUUCAGUUGUGCCAUCUCCAUGUCCGAUGGGCAGUGUGAGUGCAUCAGCUGGCAGGACGUCCCUGGCUGACUGCCCCCCCUGCCCCUCUGGCUCCUUCUGUAACAGCAGUGGCCUGACAGAGCCGUCUGGACCCUGCAGCCCAGGACAUGUUUGUUCCCUGGGGUCCACUGAGCCUUCCCCUGUCUCACAGUCUUAUGGAGAUGUUUGUCCCAUGGGGCACAUCUGUCCACAAGGUAGCGGGUUACCAAUACCCUGUCCCGCGGGCAGCUUCCUCCCAGACCCUGGAGCUUACUCCCCCACUCAGUGCCGCCGUUGCCCCCCAGGGAAAUACUGCGUCACUCCUGGAAGCUCACAGCCCACAGGUCUGUGCUUUGCAGGUUUUUUCUGCUCUGGAGAUACAAAGAGCCCCACACCUCGAGCAAACUCCGCUACAUUGAGCUGUCUUUGUGAAAUACUGGAGGAUUAUAAACCGAAGACAGACGCCGCCCUCUGGAUUCACAAUCUGUCUUGCUUCAAUAACUCCCGGAACUCUGGAAGCAAAGCUGGCUGGAUUGAAGUGGUAACGCCACCUCAGGCAGAUUCAGACAGCAUUCUGAGUGACUCACCGCCAUGUCUCAAGAGUCCACAUUAUGCCUGCUCCACCUACAGAGGAGACAUAUGCCCUAAGGGCUUCUAUUGUCCUUUGGGCUCUGCAUUCCCCCUACCCUGUGAGGCUGGCUCUUACUGUAACAAGACUGGUCUGGAUGUCCCGACAGGGCCCUGUGCAGCAGGAUAUUACUGUCCCAAAGGCUCUUUAAACCCCCAUGCCUCCCUUUGUCCCCCGGGACACUACUGCCCCCCUGGAACUCUUCUUCCUCUGCCUUGUCCUGUUGGAACCAUACAAAGCUCCUUGGGUGGGUCUACAGUGGAGGCUUGCCAGCAGUGUCCUCAAGGUCACUACUGCCACCAGAGAGGAAAAACUGAGCCAAGUGGCUGGUGUGCAGAAGGCUACUACUGUCCUGAGGGGCAGAACGCUGAGAGACCACAACAAAAUGUCUGCUCAGUGGGACAUUAUUGUGAGAAGGGCAGUGUCAAACCGACUGCUUGCCUUCCAGGCAGCUACCAGCUGAGACAAGGCCAGGGCUCGUGCGAGACAUGUCCUGCUGGUUCCCAUUGUCCAGAUCAAGGAAUGAACAUUCCAAUGCCAUGUGAGAGAGGAUUUUAUUGUCCCAGUGGAUCAGCCAAUCAACAUCCCUGUCCAGCAGGAACCUAUGGAAACAAGUCAGGAAUGGUUGAGGAAUGGCAGUGCUCACUUUGUGACCCUGGGGUGUACUGCAAAGGAACAGGGAGGACUUUCCCCAGUGGGCCGUGCACUGCAGGGUUUGUUUGUGUUGGUGGAGCUUCUGAACCUUCACCACGGGACAAUCUAACUGGAUUCCCAUGCCCUCCUGGCUUCUUCUGCUUUGUGAGGACUUCAGUACCAAAACCAUGCCCCAAAGGAACAUUCAGUAAGCAGAGCGGGCUUGUGGAUGAGUCUCAGUGUCGUAGCUGCAGUCCUGGCUUUUACUGUUCAGAGACAGGCCUCUCUGCAGUCUCUGGAGCCUGCCUGCCAGGUUUCUACUGUCUCGAGGGGUCCCAUACUGCCACUCCAAUGUCAAGUGUAUCUGGUGGUGUUUGUCCAGCAGGCCACUAUUGUGCCGAGGGCAGCAUUGUGCCCUCACCCUGCCCAGCUGGCUCUAACCAAAAUGAGACCGGAGGAAAAGGCAAAGAUUACUGCAAAACAUGCCCGCUUGGCUCGUUCCAGGAUUUCGCCGGCCAGAAAGAGUGUAAUCCCUGUCCUCCUGGGUUCCAUUGCCAGUCCCCGAGUCCCAGCGCCACAAGGGGGAGCUCCACUGGGGUCUCCAGCCCUCUGCCCUGCCCAGCCGGCUAUAUCUGCCCCAGGGAGAGUCAGCCUGUCCCCUGCCCAAAAGGCACCUACAGCCCCAGCCACGGUCUCACUUCCACAGGCGAAUGCCUAGUGUGUCCAGCGGGUCAGUUUUGUGGAUCAGAAGGUUUGAUUCAACCUUCAGGAUUGUGUGCUUCUGGGUUCCUCUGCCUUAUGGGCGCCACCGUGCCCAACCCGACUGACAAUAAAACUGGAUCUCUCUGUCCACCCGGGACUUUCUGCCAACAGGGGCUGAGAGCAGGUGAUUGCUGGCCAGGGUUUUAUUGUGACCGGGGUUCUAGCAGAGCAGAUAACGCUUUCUGCCCGGCUGGUUUCUUCUGCCCCAGUCGAACACCAGUCCCUAUACCUUGUCCUGCAGGGACCUUCAGCUCUGAAAUUGGCAACACGCAUCAAAACAACUGCACCGCCUGUACCCCUGGGUAUUACUGUCAAGAUGCAGGUUCUGUACAGCCUGCUCUGUGUCCAGUCGGAUAUUACUGUCCUCCGGGCCUGACUCUAGGACUGGAGUUCCCGUGCCCAUCUGGGACUGUGCAGAGCCAGAUCGGAGCCUCCAGCCCGGAUGCCUGCCUGCCCUGCCCUGCUGGAAUGUUCUGCUCUCAACCUGGACUGUCGCUGCCAACAGGACUCUGUGAGGGAGGGUACUUCUGUCCCGGGGAAUCAACCAGCCCUUACUCCACUGAGUAUCAGGGGAACUCUACCAGAACCCACAUCUGUCCUUCUGGACACUACUGCCCCUCUGGAACUGGCUUUCCGCUCCCCUGCCCCACAGGCUCACUUUCCAUCUUCAGAGGACUGAAGGCAGUUGAUGGAUGCCCACCCUGCCCCCCUGGACUGUUUUGUGACAGGCCUGCAAUAGCAGGGCUCUCAAAUGCUCGUCCAUGCAGUGCUGGGUAA